Salvia splendens (bonfire salvia) is the source of this 1832-nucleotide messenger RNA. Its product is annotated as rust resistance kinase Lr10. The record is from RefSeq and is a predicted model, not a curated record. NCBI's taxonomy places the organism in Eukaryota, Viridiplantae, Streptophyta, Magnoliopsida, Lamiales, Lamiaceae. Gene Ontology annotation, biological process: protein phosphorylation. The transcript has 5 exons. Bases 1 to 1716 code for a protein of 571 amino acids. Gene Ontology annotation, molecular function: protein kinase activity; ATP binding.
AUGAUCAUCAUCGCACUUGGGGCCUUGCAAAGAUUUUUCCUCCUCCGUGAUCUGCAAAUAAAUGCUAACAAAUCCAAAUUAAUCCAAAAAAAAAAGAGAGGAAGGGAUUCGAAUCCCACUCCUAUUUUUCCCACGAUUAAAAACCGCCCCCAUGAAUCUCUCCCUAAAUUAAGCUACCCAUCAGCCACCUUCCCCCUAUUAUAUACUUUUCCUAAAUCAGAUUUCCCCUAUUCUCACACCUCUGCAACCGAGCCGCAUCUCUGCAACAAGAAUUCAGGGAAAUUUCUCCUUUUGAAAUCCACGGCAGAAUUCGAAGAGUGCCGAAUUCUCAAUUCAGUCCUAACUGUGAAAUCGAAAUUCUCAGCUUCAAAGAGCCUCCCAUUUCAGCUUUGUGAACUCCACAACCAAGUCCUACUCAAGGAGGUUGAGCGGCGACGAGCAAUUGGUGGUGUUGAGCAAUUUAAAAUUGAAGCAUGGUUUGCUUGGCUCCCGGGAGCUCAAUCCAUCGAUGAGCUCCCAAGGAGGGUUCAUGUUGGGAUACCGUUUACUCUUUCUGAUGUGAUCGUUGUUAGCUUGGUUGUAAGAUUCAUCAUGGGGUUUCUCGGCGGGAUGUGGUUCCUGAUCUACAAAUUCCGGAGAAGGCAUUUGUCCGAGUACGAGGAUGUAGAGAGCUUCCUACAAAAUGACAACCAUUUGUCCCCUAUCAGGUACUCCUACUCAGACAUAAAGAAGAUGACUAGAAAUUUUCGAGAAAAACUAGGUGAAGGUGGUUUCGGCUCUGUUUACAAAGGAAAGCUUCGGAGUGGCCAUUACGUAGCAGUCAAGCUUCUGGGAAAAGUCAACAUAAAUGACAAAGAUUUCAUCAAUGAAAUCGGAACAAUUGGGAGGAUCCAUCAUGUCAAUGUUGUCCAACUUGUUGGAUAUUGUGCAGAGAGAUCCAAGCGUGUACUCAUUCUCGAUUUCAUGCCAAAAGGUUCUCUUGACAAGUACAUCUUGAACCCAGAAAAAGCAUCUUCAUUGGAUUGGGGUAUGAAAUUCAAGAUUGCAGUUGGAGUGGCUCGAGGGAUUCAAUAUUUGCAUUGUGGUUGUGAUAUCAAGAUCUUGCAUUUUGAUAUCAAACCUCACAAUAUACUUCUUGAUGACAAGUUUGUCCCCAAGGUCUCUGAUUUCGGGCUAGCAAAGUUAUGCUUAGUAGGUAAGGACACAGUGACGAUGACUGCUGCUAGAGGCACUAUAGGCUAUGUUGCUCCGGAACUCAUCAACAGAAGCAUUGGCCUAGUGUCUCACAAGGCCGAUGUGUACAGUUUUGGGAUGCUAUUGAUGGAUAUGGCGGGCGUAAACAGAGAGUUGAGGGGAAACAAAGAUGAUUCAACCAAGUAUUUCCCUGAUUGGAUAUAUGAUUGCAUUAACAAAGGCGUGGGGAUAGGAAUUGUUGAAGAAGAGGACAACAAUGUUGAUGAUGAAAAUGGGAUUGGGAAGAGUGUACUUGAGAAGAUGACAAUAGUUGGGUUGUGGUGCAUACAAAUGAAUCCAGAUAAUCGUCCAUCAAUGAAUAAAGUGUUGGAGAUGUUGGAAGGUGAUGUUGAAGAUUUGAAGAUUCCGGAGCAUCCAUCUCACUUAGUAAACGAGGACAAGAGUCGGGCUGCAGAUUCAGCUGGUUCUGAAUCGCAAUUGGAUUAUGACAACGGUAGUGUCAUUGAGAUUAGUAUAGCUUGAAUCUGUAUUAUCCGAUGUUGUGAUGUUUUUGCUUGAAACGGAUGGGCAUCUUUAGUCCUCCAUCAAUCUCUUGCUUGUAUCAAAUUUGUUGUCCCAAUUUCCUUUUCAUUUUUAGU